Messenger RNA from Solanum dulcamara, 1222 nucleotides. Its product is annotated as transcription factor bHLH30-like. The transcript has 3 exons. The record is from RefSeq and is a predicted model, not a curated record. Gene Ontology annotation, molecular function: protein dimerization activity; DNA-binding transcription factor activity. NCBI's taxonomy places the organism in Eukaryota, Viridiplantae, Streptophyta, Magnoliopsida, Solanales, Solanaceae. Gene Ontology annotation, biological process: regulation of DNA-templated transcription. The coding region runs from base 200 to 976 and encodes 258 amino acids.
UUGCGAUUCGAAUUAGUCGGGGUUCCAAUGCAGACUUCGAACACUGAGUUUAAAAAAAAAGUUGUUAGGAUAAAUAGGAUCAAGUACUCUAUUCAAUCCUCACAUUUCACAACUAACUUAGAAAGGGAGAGUUAAAAAAGAAAGAAGAGAACAAGUGGAAGGGCACACAAGGCGAUCAAAAUAAAGGAUACUCAAAGCUAUGUAUGGAAGUGGGAAUAGAUCAUCAAUUCUCCCAUGGAAUAGCUUCAACACACUUGAAGAUCCAUUUAUUUUUCAUGGACCAUCAUAUUAUGGAGAUUUAUUCAACAAAAUUAGACCUCAAUUUCCAUGUCAAGAUCAUCAUAAUGAGGUGCAAAAAGUGAUGAGUGCUCAAGAAAUAAUGGAUGCAAAGGCACUUGCUGCCUCAAAAAGUCAUAGUGAAGCUGAAAAGAGACGUAGAGAAAGAAUCAAUAAUCAUCUUGCAAAACUACGUAGCCUUCUCCCAAGCACUACUAAAACAGAUAAAGCAUCACUACUAGCUGAGGUGAUACAACAUGUGAAGGAGCUCAAGAGACAAACGUCACAAAUAGCCCAAACAAAUCCACUAAUCCCAACUGAGAUUAACGAGUUAACAGUUGAUUAUUGUAAUGAUAAUGAAGAAGGAAAUUUAAUGAUCAAAGCUUCAUUAUGCUGUGAAGAUAGGUCUGAUCUUUUACCUGACCUCAUCAACACUUUGAAAUCUCUAAGGUUAAAAACACUAAAGGCUGAAAUAACUACGCUUGGUGGACGUGUGAGAAAUGUCUUGUUCAUAACUAAGGAUCAACAAGAAGACGACAUGUGGAUCAAUGAUAAUGAUGAUGAUGAUCAAAUGCAAUAUUGUCUAAGAUCAAUUCAAGAAGCACUUAAAGAAGUGGUGGAGAAAUCUAGUGGGAAUGAUUCUGGUAAUUCAGGGAGUAUUAAGAGACAAAGAACUAGUAAUAAUAAUAUACGCUACUAAAAAGGAAAUUAUCGACUGAUAAAUUAUAUAGCUAAAUAAUAAAAUCCAUCGCUAAUUCUAUAGAGCGAUGGAUUGUCAAAAAAUUAUGUUAGCUAUAGGUAAUUUGAUGAUAGCUAAUUGCAGUAGUCUAUUUUCCUUUUCUUUAUUAGACUUCUUACAUGAAGUGUGUGCUAUUUUGGGUGUGUAUCGACCUUUUAUCAGAUUGUUUUAAACCUCUAAAACAAAAAAAUAUAUAACCAUUUUGAA